AUGGGGAGAAGUGCUACACAAAUAUAUAAAUUAAGAGAAGAAAAUUUAGAAGGAAAUGAAAAUACUUGCUAUAAUAGUUUAAAAGGUUCUUCUACAGAUAAUACUUUAUUAAAUAAAAAAUUGACUCCAACUAGUUCAUUUAAAUUUAAUGGAAAAUAUGAAAAUAUAAUAUUAAAUGAUAGUACAUCGAAUAGUGAUACACCAAAUAAUGAUAUAGAAAAUAAUAACACACAAAAUUACAUUAAAUUACUUCAAAGUAAUAUAAAUUUUAAUAAAAUGAAAACCCCCCAACAAAAUACUAUUAUUAAUCUCAAUAAAAUUAAUCAAUUAUCUGAUAAGAAACAAAUAUCUUCUAAUAGAAUAAAUAAUUUAUGUAAUUACGAUGAAAAAUUAUGUAAUAUAUUAAAUAAUAAUGAAAAAGAUAAAAAAUAUUUCCAUGAAAAUAAUAAUACAAUUACACAUAAUUAUAAAAAUAAUAUAAAUUCAACAUUUUAUAAAUAUAACAAUAGUUGUAUAGAAAAUUAUGAGUGUGAUUAUAUAAAUAAUUCGAGCACAAAUAAUAAAUUAAAUACUACUAAUGCAUUUUAUAAUAUAGAUCAAUUCUAUUUAUUGGAUAAAAAAAAAAAAAAAAAAUCAAUGGAAAAUCUUAAAAGUUAUAUAUCUAAUUAUGGUGAGCCGUUCAAUACUUCUUUCAUAAUUAAACCUUUUAAUUCUUAUAGCAAAUCAUCAAUGAAAGUAAAAAAUAUUUUAAGUAAUGAAAAAACAACUCUAUGUAGAAAAAAUUGUAAAAAUUUUAUUCUGAAUAAAAGAAUAAACUUGGAACAUUAUAAUUCGAAAAAGGGUAGUACCAAUAAUAAUGAUAUGAAUGAAUGUGACGUAGUUAAUAAGUAUAAAGAAAACUACAACAAUAAUAAUUAUAAAAGUAAUAAUUAUAAUAAUAAUAAUAAUUAUAAUUAUUAUAGUGAUAAUUAUAUUAAUGAUGAUGAUGAUGGCCAUAUAAAAAAAGGAAAACAUAUUUAUUUUUAUAAUAAAUAUAUUAUGUCGGACAAUAAACCUAUAUACAACAAUGUCAAUUAUUUUAAUAAAAAUGAAAGGAAUGAAAUUUCGGAUGGAACCUUUAGUUAUGAUAUCUUUAAUCCAAAUAAAAAUAAUAAAGACAAAAUAUGUAUGCAGAGAUUAUAUUACAGUAAUGAUUAUUUGAGACCAGUUAUAUGUGAAUAUAAAUCUUUUAAUAAAAAAAUAUAUAAUUCAAGUAUAUGUUUACAAACAGAAGAAAAACAUAUACCCAUUUCAAAAGAGUAUACAAAUAAAAAUGGUGAUAAUAAUGAUGAUGAUAAUAAAAAUUAUGAUACAUAUGAUGAUAAUAAUAAUAAGAGUUAUUAUUAUGAUAAUAAUUACAAUAAUAAUUAUGAUGAUAAAAACAAUCAGAAUAAUUAUAAUAGUAACCAACAUGUUAAAGAACACAAUGAUAAUCAUGGUAACAAGGAUAAUAAUAAUAAUAAUGAUAAUAAUAAUGAUGAUAAUAAUAAUAAUGAUGAUAAUAAUAAUAAUGAUGAUAAUAAUAAUAAUGAUGAUAAUAAUAAUAAUAAUAGUAAUAGUGAUGAUGACAGUAGUGAUGACAAUAAUAAUGAAGGAUUAAUUAAACAAAGGAGAAAAGAAAAAAACAAAAAAAAGAAAAAAUUUAAUAAAAAUAUAUCAAAUAAAAGAAAAAAUAAUUACUCAUAUGAAAAAUGUAUAAAUAAAAAGAUUCAUUCCGAAAGUGAUGUAUAUUUAACAGAUGAAGAAAAUGAAGAAGAUACAAAUAAAAUAAUAAAUGGAAAAGAAAAAACUAUAAAUCCAAUUUCAUAUAUAAGUGACAAUUCAUCUAUAUCAUCUAAUAAUAACUUAAAAAAUAAUAAUAAUAAUAAUAUUAAUUGUUAUAAUAAAACCAACUUAAAAAAAAAAUCAGUUCCAAUAAAAUCUCGUAGUAGUAGUUAUGUAGAUAUCAAAAAUAUUGUACAUGAAAGAUUACGUAGAAGCUAUUCACAUACAUGUACUUAUAACUCUGAAAAUAAUAUAAAAAAUAAUAUCCGAAGGAAUAUGCGCCCCUCUUUUAAUAGUAACAAAAGCUGCAAUUUGAAUGUAAUCAAUAGACAUGAAGAAUCUAAUAAUAAUCAUAUUUUAUUUAGCAACUCUAAUAAUUAUGUAAAAGAAAAAAAAAAGACUCAAAAAAACUCAAAAACGAGAAUAAGUUCAUUCCACAGAAAUCAUGUAAAAAAUAUAGACAGCAAUAUUAAUAAAAAUUUCAAUCCAUGUAAUAACGCAAAGAAUAAGAAAAAAUGUACUACUAGUAACAAUAUUUCUGUAAAUCUUGAAAAUUCUUUACAAGAUAUAGAAAAUAAUAUUAUAAAUUUGGAUACAUCAUUAGUUGACACUGAUACAGAUUUACACAAAAAAAACAAAUUUAUUAACAAUAAGGAAGAUAAUAUUCCACUAAUGUUACUACAACAAAUUAAAGAAAAACAGAAUUCUGUUUCUGAUUUGAGUGAGAUAGAUAAAAAUAAAAAGAAAAAGAAAAAGAAAAAAAUUAAAGAAAAUGAAAAAGAAAAAAUAAAAAUAAAGAAAAGAAAAAAGUGUAUUACCAAAAAUAAUCAAUUGAAUUCAUAUGAUGCUUAUGAUAAUGAUGAUGAUAAUCUCAUUAGUAAUAAUAGCGAUACACCUAUGUUUUUUCAUUAUGAAAAUAUAUUAGAUAAUGAUAUCAAUCAAGAGAAAAAUAAUGAAAAUCAUUCAUUAAUUAAAAAAGAAGAAAAUGUAACCUAUUCAUAUAAAAAUAAUGAAUGUACAAAUAAUUUUCUCAUAUUAGAUAAAAUUAAUCAAAUGCAUUAUAUACACUCAAAUAAAAAAAAAAAAUGUAACAAUAAUUAUAAUUCAAAAAGUCAUCGUUUUGUGAAAAACAAAAAAAUGUAUUCAGCCAAAUGUUAUAAUGAAAAUGAUAACACAUUUCAAAAUUUGAAUUCUUUCUAUAGUGAUAAUAAUAUAAUUAUUAGAAGUAAUUCUUUAUCAAAUAUAAUAAAUAGUAAUAAUAUUUUCUGUAACAGUGAUAUAAAUGAUAUACACUUUGAAUGUUCCUCUAUCUUGAGUAAUCAAAAUACAUUAUUAAGAAAUUCAAGUGAAUAUAGUAGAGAAAAACAAAAAAAAAAUAAUAAAAAUAAUGUUAUCAAUCAUAAUUUAAAUAAUACUAUACAAACAAAUGAUACUAGUAAAAGUAAUCCAGUUUAUAAUUAUCACAAUCAAAAUAAUAAUAGUAAUAAUAGUAAUAAUAAUAAUAAUAUUCUUUUUAAUACGAAUAAGUCAAAUUUUAAGGAAAAAUCUAUAGGCAAUUAUCUUACAAGAAGCAAAUCAUUUUGUGAUAAUUUUGAAAAUGAUUCUAAACAUAAUAUAUUCAAUAUUAUCUCUGAUAAAAAAAAACACGCGUCACAUAAUUAUCAUUAUCUAAGUGGUAGAACAAAAAUGAAAAAUACACAAAGAAAUAUUCAAAAUGAUAAUGACAAAAUAAAAUUAAUGAAAAAAAAAAGUACAAAAUAUCAUCAAAAAGAAGAAGAACAACAAGAAGAACAACAAGAACAACAACAACUACUACUACUACAACAGCAACAACAAGAACUACAAAAGACAACACAACAUAUUUCAUUACCAAAUUUAUUAUCACAACAGAAUAACGACUCCUCAUUUAAUGACGUACAAAAGAAUUUCUCAUUAAAUUCUAGCAAAUUAAUUCAGAAAAAAACAAGCCAUGAUUUAAUGAAUCUUAAUAAUAUCAAAAAUAAUUCUUUACAUAUAUCAAACGAUAUAUUAUAUGAACAAACUGAAACAAAUAAGAACUCAAAACGUUUUAAACCAUCAUCAAAUGAAUUAAGAAGCAACUUGUGUUCUAAAGAGAAUUUGAAAAGUAAUUCAACUCAAAUUCAAAAUGAUAAGAAAUUAAAUGAUCCUAUGGAAUAUUAUAGAGAUUAUGAUUGUGCUCAAAAAAUUAAAGAAGAUAUUCUACAAAAUGAAAAAUUUCCCUUCAUAUUUUAUGAUAACAACCUUCGUAAUUUAGUUAUAUAUUAUAAAGAUAAUUAUACCAAUGAAAUAAAAACGAAAUAUUUUUCAGCUCAAAGAUUUGGUCAUGCCACAGCAAAAAAAAUUGCACUUAAUUUUUUAAGAUCCUUAGGUGUUAAUGCAGAUUAUUUAGAAAACAAUAAUGUUUUUUCAUAUGAGAGAGAUACUAAAAGUAAAUUGUUUAAUAUUGGAAAAACAAAAGCAAAUAUAAAACCUGAAGAAAAUUCAGAUAUCAAUUUAAUAUAUGAUAAGAAAAAAAGAAAUGUUAUUGUUUCAUGGAAUAAUCAAGUUAAAGGUUAUAACUUUAGAAAAUUCUCAACACAAAGAUUUGGUUAUGAUGUCGCUAUUUGUCUUUCAAUUGACUUUUAUAAAAACUUAGGAGGAUUAAAAGAAGAAGAGGAGAUAAGAAAUUAUAUUAAUCAAAUUAAUAAUUCCUUUAAAUAUAAUCGAAACACAUCAAAUAAUAAUAAAAAAGGUAGAAAAAGAGGAAGAAGAGGUCGAAAAAAAAUAAUCAAAACAAAAGAUGAUCAAUCAAUUUCGUCUGCAUAUGAAUCCAUAAAUUCAUCUACCAACAAUUUUUAUAAUAAUAACAAAAAUUAUGACAAUAAAUCUUUCUUUUAUUUAGAAAAUGUAAAGGAAAAUAUUAUGAAAUGUAAACUAAAUAAUAUAUCUAAUCAAUAUAAUCAAAUAAACCAAUUUAAAAAAUAUUUUAACUUAUUUUAUGUUAAUGAAAAUAUUAUUGAAAUUUUAGAAAAUUACUUCAAAGAUUUUAAUAGUCUUGAUAUUAAAAUAAACAAUAUAUACAAAUAUGAUUUUUUUUUAAAUAAAACAUUUCUUUAUAUAUAUAUGAAAUAUAUAGAAAAUGUGCAUACCAAGUUCUAUAUGGAAGAACAACAAAAUAUAGAGCAGCUUUUCUUACCUUUAGAUUCAGCAUAUAAAAUAGAAAAAAAUAUAUCUAUAGAAAAAGAAAAUGUAAAAAAACAAUGUACAUUAAAUUGUUAUGACAACGACGAAAAUAUAUGUACAAAUAAUAAUAAUAAUAAUAAUAAUAAAAAUUAUUUCUUCAAAAUUGUAGAUCAACAUUUUGAUGUUAAGGUUCAAAAUAAAGAUUUUCCAUUAAAAUACUUAUGUCCCUAUUUCUUAAGUAAACUGAAAUAUUAUAAAGAACAAGACCUUUUUAUGAAAGGAUAUUAUUCUAGUGAUGAUUCCAACUUAUAUGAUAUUCUUUUAAUUAAUAAUAAAUAUCAUAUUAAACAUUCAGCAUGUAAUAGCAAAGUAAAUAUUAGAAAAAGAAGAAACGCAGUAAAAUAUACUCAUAAGACAUUUAAAACAUCUACAAAUGGUGAAAUUAAACCAAACGAAAAAAAUGAUAUUUAUAAUUAUGAUGAGAAGAAAAAAAGAACAAGAAAAAAAAUAAAACAAAAUGAAAUAGAAAAAGAAAUGGAAAGGGAAAAUCUAUACAUGAAUUUCCAAAACAAUUACAAAAAUAUAUAUGAUUCAAAUAAUCUUCAAGAUGAUAUUUAUCAAAAUAAUUAUACAUAUGAUUAUAAUUUUGAUUAUGAUGAUGAUUAUGAUGAUGAAGAUGAAGAUGAUGAAUAUUCUAUAAGUGAUGAAAAAUAUGAUAAUCAAAAAAAUUAUAAAUACAAAACAAGAAAAACUAAAAUUAGAGCACCAGGAAGAGGUAGAGGAAGAGGUAGAGGAAGAGGUAGGGGAAGAGGCAGAGGAAGAGGCAAAGGAAAAGGCAGAGGUAGAGGUAGAAUAAGUAAUAUACAUGCUACCAAAAAAUUAAUAUCAAAAACAUAUUCUAUAUUAAAUAGAAAAACAAACCAAAACAUAGGUAUAGAUAAUAAUAUGUUUUAUACUAAUAAUCAAACGAAUUAUAAAAAUGAUAAUACCUAUUCACCAUUUGUUAAAAAUAACAAGUUUUUAUCAAAAAAUAAAAAUAUUAAAAAUUUAUUGGCUAAAGGAAAAAAAUAUAUAGUCUGUUAUAAUUACUUAGGAAAAAUACAAGUCAAAGUAUUUCCUGCUGAUGUAUAUGGAAUGACAAAUGCACAGAAAAAAACAGUGGAUUUUUUACAACAACUUAAAAAAGAAUUAAGAACAGAAGGGAAAAUACUAUAUAGUGAAUAUGAUAGUAAAGUAGCAUUUGAUGUAACAAAUUAUUUAAUGGAUCAUAUUACCUUAAAUUGUAAUGAACAAACAAAUUACUCAUCCCUUAUUUUGGGAAAUGACCAUUCUCUAUACCCUACCAAUGAUAUAUACAAUAAAAUUGAUAAUAACAUACCCAAAACAGAAAAAAAAAAAAAAAGGGGAAGAAAAAGAAAAGAAGAAAAAUAUAUACAUGAUAUGAUAUCAAAAAGUAUUGAAACCAAUAAUAUUAUAGAAAAUGAUAAGGCUCUUGUACAAUAUCCAUCAUUUACACAUUUUUUGCAAAGUGAUACACAUAUUAACAAUUAUGCAAAUGAUAAAAAUGAUAAAAAUGAUAGACAUGUUAGAAAUGAUAGAAAUGAUGGAGAUGAUAAAUUUUUGUUUAUACAAACAGAUAAUCAUAACGAUAAUUAUAUUUGUGAGGAAGGAAAAAUUCAAAAUAAUGAAAAUUAUAAUAAUACAAAUUUUACAAAUGUAUCUGAUUUUUUUAGGGAACAAGAAAAGAACUAUAUACAAAAUGAGCGAAUUACCCAUGAUAUAAUCCAGUCAUCAAAUAAACCUAAUAAUGAAAAUGUCAUUCCUAUACAAUUGGAGAAUACCAAAAAUCAUAUUGAUGAAGACAAAUAUAUAGAAACAUCAGAUGAUAAAACAAAUAAUUUUGAAUAUAUAGAUAAUAUAAUAAAAGUUCCAAAUCAAUAUGUUCCAGUAAAAGGAUCCUUAAGUAAUAAUACUACUAAAAAUGUAGAUGAUAUAAAUACUUAUGAAAAAAAUAGCACUUACUCUAAUAAUAAUGACACAGAAACAAAUGAUCAAAAACAUUUUUUGGAAUAUAUGAACAAUUUACCCUAUUUAAAAGAUCAUAACAAAUGUAGUAAUAAUACUACUGAAAAUGAAAUAAACCAAAAACUAAUAAAUUCUAAGGACACAAAAACAUAUGAUAAUAACCUAAUUACUGAAAGUCAAGUAAACGUAGAAAAAAAUAAUGAUUCUUUAAAAGAAAAUAUUUUACAAUCACAAAACGAUAUAAAUAAUAUUAAUAACUUAUAUAAUGCAUAUAAUAAAUCUGAUAAUAUGUAUCGAUUCGAAAACAACGAAAAUGUCUUAGAACAAAAUCAACAAAAUGUAAAUGUUACAAGAAAUACUUAUCCUCAUUUAAUUCAAAACACUCAAAAAGUCACAAAAGGAUUUCUAACUUUACGAAAAGAAAAAGGAAUAUGUUUAAAUGUAAAAAGAGUAUAUUCCUUAUAUGAUUUAUAUCAUAAGCUUAUUAACGAUUGUGAUUAUUCAGAAUUUUUAACACAAAAUUGGAAUACAAACAUUUGGAAAAAUAAAUAUGAUCAACGCGAUGAUAAUACAAUAACCCAGACUAGUCCUAUAAGAACAAGGAAUUAUAAAAAGACUCAUGGGUGUAAUAAUAAUAAUAUAGAACAAAAUGAAAAAUAUGGAAAGCUUAAUAAUCAGCCUAUUUUAAAUGAAAAAAAUGCAAAUGAUCAAAACAACAAAAUUAAUCAAAUAGAUGAAUGUAACAAAUUGGAUCAUCUUAAUAUAACUGAACAAAUAAAAACAACAAAUUAUCAAUCCAUAUUACCAAUUAAAAUAAAAAAAGAAAAUCUUCCUGAAAAGGAUCAUACACAAAAUAGAAUAUGUAAUACAAAAAAUGAUUGGACUGGGUUAGUCAAAUAUAAUACAUCAAAAGGUAUUGUUAAAAUACCUAAAAUGUGCAUAAAUAAAUUAGCUAGAAAAAAAGGUUAUAUGAAAAUGACUUGUUUUAUAUAUAGAGGAAAGGGAGAAUUUGUCUCUUAUUUCUUGGAAAGAGGAAAUAAAAAUUUUAAUUUUAGAAAUCAAAUAAAAAAUGAACAAAAUGAAAAUGAUCAUAUAGAUGCUUAUACAUCUUAUAACGACAAUCAUAAUAAUUAUAAUAAAAAUAAACUAAAUAAUUACACAUGUGGUGAUAUCGUAAGUAAAGAUAAAUCUUUACAGGAUAACAAAAAAUAUUAUUUAAGAGAUAAAUCCAAUAUUCAGAAUAAUAUUACAUGUUAA
Molecule: messenger RNA, 8268 nt
Organism: Plasmodium adleri (nom. inval.)
Lineage: Eukaryota; Apicomplexa; Aconoidasida; Haemosporida; Plasmodiidae
Product: conserved Plasmodium protein, unknown function
Exons: 1
Coding region: 1-8268 (2755 amino acids)
Source: RefSeq, a predicted model, not a curated record